CGCAGACGCUGCGUGCUUUCGGAUGUAGGCUCGAGCACCGCUCGCAUAUAUGACAGGAUACAGGCUCGAAGCGAGAAAAUAUGCCGAUCUCCGUCGUCUUUCGUGCGAUUUAUACACCCCUCUGCUGAUUUUGGCAGUGCUGUAGAGGAGAGCCGCGAUGUCUGUCCGCGUAACGCUGAUUGACGGACCGGAUCGGUGGCGCGCGUGUUAAAGCACAACGGUGUUUUCAGCUCGUGCGUAAACUUUGCAAGAACUUUGCUGCAUCGCUUCCCUUUUUGACCGGCGAGGUGAAACGGCAGCACAAAGCAUGGCGACACAAAACGACUGCUGUGUCAAGGUCUCUUUAAGGAUCCGGCCGCAGAUGGCGAAGGAGAAGAUCGAGGGAUGUCACAUCUGCACCUCUGUUACUCCCGGGGAGCCCCAGGUGCUCUUGGGUAAAGACAAGGCCUUUACGUAUGACUUUGUGUUUGACUUGGACGCUCAGCAGCAUCAGAUCUACAGCUCCUGUGUGCACAAGCUGGUUGAGGGCUGCUUCGAAGGAUACAACGCAACCGUCUUCGCUUACGGACAGACCGGUUCAGGAAAGACCUACACUAUGGGUACUGGCUUUGAUGUAAGCGUGUCGGAGGAAGAGCAGGGCAUCAUCCCACGGGCCGUGAGACAUCUCUUCCAGGGCAUCCAGAAACGCAGACUAGAGGCACAGACCUCCGACAUGCCCCUGCCGGAAUUCAAAGUCAGCGCCCAGUUCCUUGAGCUCUAUAACGAGGAGAUCCUGGACCUGUUCGACAGCACUCGUGACCCCGAGUCUCGUGGACGGAAGUCCAACAUUAAGAUCCACGAGGACGGCGGCGGAGGCAUCUACACCACCGGAGUGACCUCACGGCUGGUCAGCUCAGAGGACGAGCUGCUGCAGUGUCUGAAGCUGGGCGCUCUUUCCCGCACCACGGCCAGCACACAGAUGAACGCCCAGAGCUCCCGCUCUCACGCCAUUUUCACCAUCCACCUCUGCCAGAUGAGAGUCUGCCCGCAGACACAGGUGAACGGAGAGAUGAACGGUGUGUCGGAAGGCUCCAUCUCUCAGCCCGAGUACGAGACGCUCACUGCUAAGUUUCACUUUGUGGACCUGGCGGGGUCAGAGCGGCUCAAGCGCACAGGAGCCACCGGAGAGAGAGCGAGAGAGGGCAUCUCCAUCAACUGUGGUCUGCUGGCCCUGGGUAAUGUGAUCAGUGCACUGGGAGAUCAGAGUAAGAAGUCAGGCCAUGUGCCUUACAGAGACUCCAAACUCACACGGCUGCUGCAGGACUCGCUGGGAGGAAACAGUCGAACCGUGAUGAUAGCUUGCGUGAGUCCCUCCGACCGAGACUUCAUGGAGACCCUGAACACGCUGAAGUACGCCAAUCGGGCCCGCAACAUCAAGAACAAAGUGAUCGUGAACCAGGACAAAACCAGCCAGCAGAUCAGCGCCUUACGAGCAGAGAUCGCGCGCCUGCAGAUGGAGAUCAUGGAGUACAAAGCGGGAAAACGAGUGGCCUGCGAGGAUGGAUCCGACGGCUUUAGCGAUCUGUUUCAAGAGAACUCCAUGCUCCAAAAAGAGAACGACACGCUACGCAUGCGGGUCAAAGCCAUGCAGGAAACCAUCGACCACCUCAACACUCGAGUCACCCAGCUGCUCACCAACGGUGUCAACCUGCUGCUCACUAAGACUGGCGAAACGAACGAGGAGAUCGGCAAUCUAAUCCAGAACUACAUUCGAGAAAUCGAAGAGCUGAGGUCUAAGCUGCUGGAGAGCGAGGCCAUGAACGAGUCUCUGAGGCGUAGUUUGUCUCGGCUCUCCGCCCGCUCUCCAUACCCAGCCUCUCACCCCUCUACUCCAGCACUCCCUCUUGGCUCCUCCCCUUCUGUUUCCGUGGAUGCAGAGAUGACAGAUGUGAUUCGUCAGGCCAAAUUAGAUGUGGAGAGGCUGAAGAAGAAAGAGAGAAAUCAGAGGAGGAAGAGUCCUGAGAAAGAAAAAGGUUUGAAGAAGAGGGCCAAGCUCUAUCCUCAAGAAAACGGAGAAAAGAGCGAGAAUGGGUUGAGCAGGGAAAACGAAGAGAGACGAGAAAACGGAGACGGAGACUCUGACAAUGAACCUGAGGAGGAUGGCAUGUAUCCUCUUCAGGAGGACGAUCACGGCGAGAGUGGCUGUGAUGAAGAAGAGGAGGAGGAGGAGGAGGAAGAGGAGACCAGGGAGGAGGACGAGUUCGACAGCGACGAGAGCCUGGUGGAUUCCGACUCUGACUCGGACGAGAAAGUCAGCUUACAGGCUGAUCUCGCAGACCUGACGUGUGAGAUCGAGAUCAAGCAGAGACUCAUCGAUGAGCUGGAGAACAGCCAGCGGCGGCUCCUGACGCUGAAGAGCCAGUACGAGGAGAAACUGAUUCUGCUCCAGAACAAGAUCAGAGACACGCAGCUGGAGAGAGACCGCGUGCUGCACAACCUCAUGUCCAUGGAGAACUACACCGAGGAGAAAGCCAGCAAGAUCAAGUCAGACUACGAGAAGCGUCUGAAGGAGAUGAACCGAGACCUGCUGAAGCUGCAGGCCGCUCAGAAGGAGCAUGCGCGUCUUCUGAAGAACCAGGGCCGCUACGAGAGAGAGCUUAAGAAACUGCAGUCGGAGGUGGCCGAGAUGAAAAAGGCGAAGGUAGCUCUAAUGAAGCAGAUGAAGGAGGAGCAGCAGCGGAGGAGGAUGAUCGAUGCCAAGAGGAACCGAGAAAUCGCACAACUGAAGAAAGAGCAGCGGCGACAAGAGUAUCAGAUCCGAGCGUUGGAGUCCCAGAAGCGUCAGCAGGAGAUGGUGUUGCGGAGGAAGACUCAGGAGGUAACUGCGCUGAGGCGGAUGGCCAAGCCCAUGUCGGAGCGCGUGGCCGGACGCGUGGCCCGCAGACUGACCAGUGUGGACUCCGGAGCAGAGCUGUCCACCGGCACCACAACCACCUCCUCCGAGCACGAGUCCACUCGCUCGGUGUCCAGCAUCAUACGCCAGUGGAACACCAAGCUCAAUGGGUUCCUGGGAGAGAAUGAGAGCCACAGGACCGGAGGAAACCUGGCCAGUAGCAGAAAGAAGUUCCAGCGAAAGAGUACGAGCACAAGUUUUUCAAAGACAGCCCGUCAGAAGUGGCAGUCUCUGGAGAGGAGGAUCAUGGAUAUUGUGAUGCAGAGAAUGACCAUCACUAAUGUGGAAGCUGAUAUGGAUCGCCUUAUUAAGAAACGCGAGGAGCUGUCCAUGCAGCAGGAGGCGCUGUUGCGCAAGAGAGAAAAGUUACUGAACGAGGGCUUCGGAGAAGAUGAGGAGGAGAGGCUCCUCCAGGAGAUGAACGAGGAGAUUGAGGUUCUCAAUGCUAACAUUGACUACAUCAGCGACAGUCUGUCAGACUGCCAGGCCACCAUUGUACAGAUCGAGGAGACAAAGGAUGAGCUGGACUCGGUGGACACCUCAGUGGUCAUCAGUUCCUGCUCGCUGGCCGAAGCGCGCGCCCUCCUGGACUACUUCCUCAAAGCCUCUAUUGACAAGGGGUUACAGGUUGCUCAAAAAGAAGCUCAGAUCCGGCUGCUGGAGGGUCAGCUGCGGCAGACGGAUGUCAUGGGCUCUUCCCAAAAUCACAUGAUCCUGGACGCUCUCAGGGAAAAGGCGGAGUGUAUCCCUGAGCUGCAAGCUCUAAUCCACAAUGUCCAGCAAGAGAAUGGCUACGCGAGCACAGAUGAGGAUGCGUCUGAGUUCAGUCAGGCGUCAGAGGGCGGGUUUUCCCAGAUGAAGUUGUCUGCGAGUCAAGACGACUUUAAGAUGAAGGUUGAGCCUCGGCUGUCUGCACAAAUGAAGGCGGUGUCAGCUGAGUAUUUGGGUCCGAUUCUGGACCUCUCCUCCAAGAACAUCACCAAGUCCCUGGCUUCUCUGUCAGAGAUCCAUGAGAACGGCCUGGUCCUCAAAGAGCCCUAUUCCAGAGAGCUGGUGUCUCGAACCAUCAGCCUGCCUGUCAGAGGACACACUUUCCCAAGGCAAUCCAGAGGAUCUGACACAUCUCCCUUAACAAGGAGGCAGUCGUACGACCGAGGCCAGCCAUAUAGAAGUCCGGAGAUGGGCUACACCCCUCCCUCUUCCCCUCCACUGCGAACGCGCAACGACCGUAACGUCUUUUCCCGGCUGACAAGCAACCAGAGUCAGGGCUCAGCGCUCGACAAGUCGGAUGACAGCGACUCCUCUCUCUCGGAGGUGCUCAGGGGUGUAAUCACUCCCACAGGUGGGCUGAAAGGGGGCAGGACGGCCCCUCUGCAGUGUGUGGCGAUGGCCGAGGGACACACCAAACCUGUGCUUUGCUUGGAUUCCACAGACGAGCUGCUAUUUACCGGCUCUAAAGAUCGAACCUGCAAGAUGUGGAACCUGGUGACUGGACAGGAAAUCGUGACCCUGAGAGGACAUCCUAACAACGUUGUGUCUGUCAAAUACUGCAGCAACUCCGGCCUGGUCUUCACAGUUUCCACCUCAUUUAUCAAAGUUUGGGAUAUUCGCGAUUCUGCCAAGUGUGUCCGGACAUUUACGUCAUCGGGUCAGGUGGUCUCGGGUGAUGCCUGUGCUGGCACAACCACUCGCACCAUCACUACAGCCCAAGGCGAGUACCAGAUCAACCAGAUCGCCCUCAAUCCCUCCGGAUCUGUGCUGUAUGCCGCUGCAGGCAACACUGUCCGCACAUGGGACCUCAACAGAAUGCAAGCCACUGGGAAGCUGACCGGACACAUUGGGUCAGUCAUGUGUCUCACAGUGGGUUAUUCUGGGGGAGGCAAGGAUCACGUGAUCACUGGAUCCAAAGACCAUUAUGUGAAGAUAUUUGAUGUUGCGGAGGGUACCCAGGGUAACAUCGGACCAGCUCAUAACUUCGAGCCCCCACAUUACGAUGGAAUUGAGUGCCUUGCUGUAUACGGCGACGUACUGUUUAGCGGAUCCCGAGAUAAUGGCAUUAAGAAAUGGGAUCUGAGACAGCAGGAACUUAUUCAGCAAAUCCCAAACGCUCACAAGGAUUGGGUGUGUGCUCUGGCGUUUGUCCCCGGGCGGCCCAUGCUCCUCAGCGCCUGCAGGGGGGGAAUGCUCAAGGUGUGGAACGUGGACAACUUCACGCCCAUUGGAGAGAUUAAGGGCCACGACAGCCCUAUCAAUGCCAUCUGCGCCAAUUCCAAACAGAUCUUUACCGCCUCCAGUGACUGUCGGGUGAAGUUGUGGAGUUAUGUCCCCGGGCUCACGCCCUGUCUGCCCCGUCGAGUCCUGGCCAUCAAGGGCCGGGCCACCAGCCUCCCCUGAGCCUCCACUAACCACCUCCUGCCUGGUUCCCUCUGUGACAUGAGAGUAAAGAUCUGGAAUCCGAAGAUGGGGAAGAAAAGGUGACGAUCCUCCGAUUGGAACGAUUGCUACAAUGGAGCCUUUUUGGGCUGUCGGCUAAUUGGAAACCGACCGUGGUGAAAGUCCGUAGGUCAGCUGUUUCCCUCCAGAGGGUUGGUUUCUUUGACCUGCCUUGAGGAGAUGAGAGACAGCUAUCUGUUUAGAAGACACAACCCUUUGAACCGGAGUCGCAUCCAAGGAAUAUGAACCAAUGGUCAUACAAGUCUGAGACAGGCUGCCGGAUGUUUUUAAGGUGCCAUUUUGAUGACGCCGAAACUGUAUUAUCUGUACAAUGAAGUGUCCUUCUGCACUUCCUGUCUAAACAAAAACAUGUCCUUGAGACAACAUCAUCUGUAGCUGCUGAUUUUACUUCAGAAUAUUUAUCACGUCAAGAUGGAAUCACUUCAGAGUCCCUUUUUUUGUAGUUCCUAAAGAGCCAUAUGACUUUAGAUUUCAGAACCUGAAUCACUUUUUCUCAGUAUCUUGAAGAUUGGCGCCUUUCGUGUUUACUGACGUGAGCAGAUGCAGAGUCGUCAUCAAUCCCAGUCCCACAUUCCCUUGAAACAUUGUGCAAUAGUAUGGACCAUCGCGUUUUUUCAAUGCCUUCCUCUUUAGGGUUUUCCACUGAACAUUUCUAAUAACUUAUGGCUUCCUUAAACACCAAGACAAACACUGUACAGGCCUCCUUCGCUUUUAAACUCGUUCUCUCCAUCCCGCUGUGAAUUUUAUGUUUUCUACCUCAGGUUCAAAACUAGAUUUUGUGAGUUAAACCUUCACUGAUUAUGGUUUCUUGCACAUAACAGGAUUCCAGCUUUUUUUGUGUCUUCUGAAUGUGUGGAUGGAGGUCUCAGAAGUGUAAAGCAGUAUUUGGAGUCUGCUGAGUGGGCAUUUUGAGAGUCUGCCCAUGUAAUAAGCCCAACUCAUCGGGGGAUUGAGUUUAGUGACAUUAGCAGACAGUUUUAGGCAGAACUAGAUGUUACCUCAGGCUCAAGCAUCCGACUGAAUGGCAACAAUUCCCUGAGGAGAGUAGAAGAGACCCAGUUUCACGUUGUCGGACAUUGUCCUGGUACGACAAAACAAAACUUCAGACAAUCUAACACUGUAAUUUUGGAGAAAAAUUUGGUCACUUUUUUUUUUUUUUUUUUUUUUAGCCUAAUAUUUUUUUUCUAUAGAUAUUAUGGUUACCAUACAACACUGCAGAAGUGUUAAAGAAUUUGCACAGCAUGCCUGGUCCAAGUUAUUAUCUUUAUACUAUUAUUAUGCAUUUUUUUUUAAGGAACAGUUCACCAAAAAAUGAAAAUUGUUCUUUACGCUAAACCAAUACUUUAGCAAGACGUUUAGUAGAUUGUUGUAGCUGCUUAUUUCCAUAAAAUGAAGGUACAUGGAGAGCUUUUAACCACCAAAAAAAACAUAAAAAUCACACACACAAAAAAUAUUUGAAAAAAAUAUAUAUUUAAAAACAUCUCAUUUUUCUCUGUGCAUGUCCAAGUAUGUUAUAUGUUAGGAAAAAAAAAACUACACGUGGACUACAUGUAUGUUUUUGUUGUAUUUUUAUUCUAAUUUUUUUUUUUCACCUUUUGAAGCAUGCUUUUGCGAAUCAGUGUGGGAAAAGAGCAGCUGGAACAAUUUGCUAAACCUUUGUGUUCGGAUGAAGUAAGAAAUACGUUUUUAAAAAUUUAGUAAAUUAUUACAGAAUAUACAUAUUCAGAUGAUCUACCCCUUUAAGACCCUAUAACGAGAUCCAGCCAUUGAUGUUUCUCCACUAUCACACUUUUGAACAAGCAUGUUGAAGACGGCAGUGUUAAAGUAGGUCAAAUUAGACUUUGUGUUUUUCAGCCCUCCUCUCAGAGUUUCACUCCCUAUUAAAUGAAAUCGGAAGCAGCCUCCUCUGCAUUGGAGGAUACGGCGUGCCUGUCGGGGGAACGUGGGCGUCGCGAGCUUGUCUUGCUAGAACACAUGCAACUUUGUUUAUUUUUAUGCCAUCAAUCUUGCUGUGCCACGCGCUGCUCCCUUCUCAGGCUUUCCUAGAUUUACAGUCUUUUUUAAUGAAACAUAUCUAUCACUCUCAUCUGCGCAACAUUUUUUUUUGGAGUGGCCCUUGGCAGUUCACCACCUGAACACAGCCCCGUGCUCGAGCUACUCUGAGGAGGAAGCUCUACUUUCCAGACGACGGAGAUGUGGUUUAUCUGAUGAACGACCCGCAGCACGGAUAAUCGCACAUCAAGAGCUUUAAGAGCGCCGCGGAAUUCCCGAGCUAGAUUUGAUCCAAUUUGCAAGUUACUCUUUUUUGAGCGAAUACGACGCGCUGUCAGUCAUUUAAAGCUACUAUACAGCGUUUCUAAGAACGAGUCUCUAGGUUGGAGUCAUUUGCAUAAUGUAAAGCUCAUAUACAUACAUAAAUAUUCAUAAGGAAGAAUGCAGUAGGGGCUUCCUUAACCUUUAGUUUAAUAGAUUUCUACCAGUGGUUCGCAGUGUAUACACCUUUUAUUAAGAGUGUGUACUGUGCCUUCAUUAAGACAGUAUGUCAUCCUCAUUAAGAUUAUAUUUGGGUUUAUGAAUCUGGUAUGUACUAACAAUAUAGGGCGUUUUUUUUUUUUUUUUUUUUUUUUUUUUUUUGGACCAAAUGAUACAUUUUUGUCCUAGUAAAAAGAAAUGGGUUUUGGAUCUUUUCUGUGAAGUCUUUUAAAACAAGGCCAAAUUUAUUAAAUAAUGAUCAGAGCGUCUACUUCAAAGAACAUUUGUUUUCAAAACUGUGAAAAAUGCUGCUUUCUACCAUCUCGCAUCUUUUUUUUUUUUUUUUUUUUUUUUUUUUUUUUUUUUUUUUUUUUGUGCGUGUCUGUGUGUUUUGUUCUUAAAGGGAGAUCAAAACAUACAGCGUCAAACGUGUUGCCAAAGCUUGAUUUAAAUAAUCACUUGCACAUUUCUACACAACCCCCCCACCACCCCCACACCCUUUAGAUCGUUUUGGCAAAAUUGUAAGUUUAUAUCGGUGUUUUGUUCGAACGAAACGCGCAACAGGGCCUCAUUCGAAAAAACGAGCCAAACGAAUUGAUUGCUUGCGAAAAAAAGUUUCAAUUUCAUGUCACUUCAGCGUACGCAAAAUGAUCUAUUUCUGCGAUUUUUGUUUUGUUCGUUUCAAUGAAUGAGGUUCAGAGAUCUCGUGUUUUAACCGUAUGCUCUUCUAAUAAUGCAUACAUACACGGGGUCAACCUUAUUUUAAUAAGUGCCCCUCAUUAGUGAGAUUACCAAGGACUGUGCGUCUUUAACUCAUUUCAUUUUAGAAAUGAAAAAGCAUCGUUUCAAAUUGCGUUUUUUGGUACAAUUGUAAUUUUCUUGGGAAGAGAGUUUGGUAUUGCUAGGACUUAAAGACUGUGAAAUUGGUUUGUGAAUUCACUUAUGUAAUAACACUGAUAAUUUCAGCCUCUCCGGUGUAUCUGAAAGCACAUAGGUUUACAAGGCUGCUUCUGAGAUUGACAGUCGCAAUCUUAAAUACACCUUAAACCGACGCUUUUUACAGCCAUGCCAGUCAGUGGCCUGUAAUUCCUGGUGCUCUGCUUCAAGUCGCUCUAUAGCGGGCUUAACUUUCAAUGUACAGUAUCUGAAGCUUCUGGGGUUAAUCUUUCUUACGCGUUUAACUUCACAGCAGUAGUUUACCAGUGGUACAUUCUGUGUUGUAGCUUUACGGUGCUUAUAUUUUAUAUUCUAGGCCAGUGAUGCAUGGCAUUGACACGCUGUAUAAGCUUCUGCGUCCGUAUAGGAUCUUAAACGAAAGAUCGUUGACACCUGUUCACUGACCAGUGUAGUGCUAACUUGUGGCUUUGCCCCCCUUUGAUGCCAAAGGUAAGCAGGUUGCCACUGUUGCCCCAGCUGCCUUACGCCCCUCUCCGUCUCUCCCGGGCCGCUCUGCAAUACGCCUUAAGCCUUACCUCGCUUUCAGCGUGUGGAACAUCAUGCCAUCGCAAAACGCUGCUGUUAAAUCCCUUUUGGGGGAAAAAAAAAAGAAACGUUUUAAAGGGGUGCUUUCUAGUUACCUGGCAACCCAGGUAGACAAUUAAUACGCAGAUUAGAAAAGACAUUUAAGUAAUAGAGAAAAAGAGGCUGAAAUUAAAGGCUUGACAGAACAAUCAGUCAUUUUAGAGCUGUUCUGCUAUAACGCCGAGUUGAGCUGACAGUUUAUUGAUCGUCAUGAGCAGGUGAAAUGCAGCCGGGGAUAUACAUACGUGCAUAUAUACAUACAUACGCGCACACACACACAUACAUAUAUAUGUAUGUAUCUGUGUGUAUGUGUAUAUGUAUAUAUGCAUGUGUGACACACACACAAAAAAACACACCAAUAAAGGUUACAGGUGCCUUUUAUCACAUAGACUCCUCCCAAGGAAUGUAAAUGAUUGUAUAGAGUUUCUUCCUUUUUGUUACACAUGCAUGCAACCAAACUUGAUGUAAAAUAUUUGACUGUAAAUUCUGUACAGAUUUUAUUUAAUGACUGUUCAAGCACUCCUUCAGAGAAAUAAAAAAAUAAAACAUC
Messenger RNA from Puntigrus tetrazona (Sumatra barb), 9929 nucleotides. RefSeq names its product kinesin family member 21B (gene kif21b). Gene Ontology annotation, biological process: microtubule-based movement; mitotic spindle organization. Gene Ontology annotation, molecular function: ATP binding; microtubule binding; microtubule motor activity. Lineage: Eukaryota; Metazoa; Chordata; Actinopteri; Cypriniformes; Cyprinidae. The coding region runs from base 308 to 5326 and encodes 1672 amino acids. The transcript has 35 exons. The record is from RefSeq and is a predicted model, not a curated record.